UAUAUAUAUAUAUAUAUCUAGACUGGAAUAAUAUUCAUUCAUUUCCAAACGCUUAUGCUAUACAAAACAAUGUUUAUCUUUGAAAUGCCACGUGUUGUUCUUAUACGUAAACCAGAAUUAGCUAUUUUACAUCGUUUCAUACAAUUCUGUAUAUUAACUUAUUUUAUCAUGUAUGUGAUGUGGUUAAAAAAAGGUUAUCAAUCAUUUGAUCGUCCAAUAAGCGGUGUAACUGUUAAAGUCAAUGGGAUAGCAUGGAAACAAGUGUUUAAAUAUCAAAAUCGUGAUGCAAAUGGUAUUAUUGUAUUGGAUAGCGGUGAUUAUCUAUUACAACCAACACAAAAUUCCGGUUUUUAUUUGAUUACAACAAUUAAACAAUUCGUAGUACAACGUAUGACAACGUGCAGUGAAGUGGAUCGACUACCAGAUGCCCAAUGUCAACAUGAUCAGCAUUGUCCAAUUGGAUAUCAAGCUGGUUAUCAAGUGUACGGUGCUGAUGGCGUUGUACCAGAUGAGAAUAAUAUUGAACUAGAGGAAAGUGGUCAUGGUAUAUUCACUGGAAAAUGUUUGAUUAAUUAUAAAAAAUGUCAAAUAUUCGGUUGGUGUCCAACUGGUGAUGAUUAUGAAUAUGAAUUGCGUAAACAACGUCAUGCAAAAUUACAAUUACUUCAAGCACCAAAUAUUUUAGAAAAAUUUUAUAAUUAUUUUACAGAUUUAGAAUUUUUAGAUAAUAAACGUCGAAUUAAUGAGCGUACAGUACGUAUAGUUGAUCCAUUUUUUGAAGUGAUCAAUUUUACUGUACUGAUUAAAAAUAGUAUAGAAUUUCCUAAUUUCAAAAUAAAACGUAGUAAUAUUUUAUCAUGGAUGACAGAAAAUUAUAUACAAGAUUGUUUAUAUAAUCCGGAACAUUCCAUUGAUAAAUAUUGUCCAAGAUUUCGUUUAAAUGAUAUAUUUAAAUUGGCUGGAAUCAAUUCAAAUCGUCUAUUGAAAUAUGGCGGUGUCAUAGCUAUCACUAUUAAUUGGCAAUGUGAUUUAGAUUGGGAUAUUGAAAAUUGUCUACCAAAUUAUGAAUUUUUAGAAUUAGAAAGUGUGCAUAAAAUCAGAAAAAUGAAAUCAAACAAUAAAAUUUAUUCUAAAUUACAUGAAACUAAUCAUAGUAAUGAAGAUUGGUUAAAUUUAUCGACAACUAAUUCACCGGAUACAACAUUAGAUUAUACUUAUACAGCAUAUAGAUCUUAUGAUGAUAAUGAUGAGGAUGAUAUUGUGGAUGAUGAUGAAGAAGUGAUCACAGUUCAUGAAGGUUCCAAUAUACGUAUUACAGCAUAUUAUGGCUAUGAUACAGAAUUCAUGAAACAACGUCGACGUAUAUUGAUUCACGCGAAUGGUAUACAAUUUAUUAUUAGAGUGAAUGGUUUAGCUGGUAAAUUUAAUCUUUUAUCAUUUACUAUGAAAUUUGGUUCAGGUUUAGCUUUACUUAAUCUAGCUACAAUAUUUACUGAUUUAAUUUUAUUUUAUUUUACACAACAUCGUAAACAAUAUCGUCAAAUUAUAUGUGAUAAUAGAACAUUAGAUUUUUUAUUACAUAAAUAA
Molecule: messenger RNA, 1587 nt
Organism: Schistosoma turkestanicum
Lineage: Eukaryota; Metazoa; Platyhelminthes; Trematoda; Strigeidida; Schistosomatidae
Source: the annotation of a GenBank genome assembly